AUCCUUUCUCCUCCUCCUCCUCUCUCUGUCUCCCUCCCUGCCACACAUCUCUCUCAUCCUCUAGCCCAAAGAGUGGAUUUCAGCUGCAUCAGAGUGACAGGGACCCCUCUCUCCCCGGUGGUAUCACCCAGCAGGAGCUGCCAAGCCAGACAGAACGCACACUGAUUGCACGGGAGGUUGGAGCUGUGGUUUUUAUCUGGGUUAGGUCCUAAUUAAAUGGCUGAUAAACAAAUCAGUUUGCCCGCCAAGCUUAUAAAUGGAGGUAUAGCUGGACUGAUUGGCGUAACCUGCGUUUUUCCUAUCGACUUGGCCAAGACUCGGUUACAAAAUCAGCAAAAUGGGCAGCGAAUGUAUACCAGCAUGUCUGAUUGCCUCAUUAAAACCAUCCGUUCUGAAGGAUACUUUGGCAUGUAUAGAGGUGCUGCUGUGAAUUUAACUCUUGUUACACCAGAGAAGGCCAUUAAAUUAGCAGCCAAUGACUUCUUCAGACAAGCUCUGUCCAAAGAUGGGAAGAAGCUGACACUGGUGAAGGAGAUGCUGGCUGGGUGUGGAGCAGGGAUGUGCCAGGUCAUUGUCACUACACCUAUGGAGAUGCUGAAAAUCCAGCUGCAGGAUGCUGGGAGGCUCGCUGCUCAAAAGAAACUCAUGGCGUCUCAGGCUGGACCCAACAGCGCUGUAGCUGAGUCCGUAACAGCUCGGCCUACAGCUAUACAGAUCUCACGGCAGCUACUGAGAAGCGAUGGGAUUGCUGGAUUAUACAAAGGCCUGGGGGCCACAUUGCUAAGAGAUGUCCCUUUCUCCAUAAUAUACUUUCCUCUCUUCGCCAACUUGAACAAGCUGGGCCAGAAGACCCCCGACGGAAAAUCCCCCUUUUUUGUGUCCUUCCUUUCAGGCUGUGCAGCUGGUUGCACUGCUGCUGUUGCUGUUAAUCCGUGUGAUGUGAUUAAGACAAGGCUGCAGUCAUUACAGCGAGGGGUUAAUGAAGAUACCUACUCAGGAAUCAUAGACUGUGCCAGAAAGAUCUGGAGAAGUGAGGGUCCUGCUGCCUUCUUGAAGGGAGCUUACUGCCGAGCCCUGGUCAUUGCUCCACUUUUUGGCAUCGCUCAGGUCAUCUACUUUAUUGGAAUCGGAGAAUUCUUGCUGGGAUUAUUACCUUCUCGGCGUGAUUAAUGUUGAUGCAAGUACACAAGCCCUCUAUUAGUUUAGGGUAUCCUCAAGGUACCCUUAUUUUGGCUGCUCUUGCCACAUUCCUUCUAUAAUGGGACAUCCCUGUCUCUCCAUAUUAAUGACAGGUUGUUUUAUAAGCCAAUCUGGCCCAUCAAACCCCAGUUCUCAGUACAGUGGUAUGGUCCACAGUUGUCCUAAUGUGCUGCAGAACUCCUCAACCAAUCAAAUGACCUCUUUAUCUGUAUUACACAGAGGAAACCCAUCUUGUUAAGAAACAAUAACCCCUGUUACUGUUUGGGGGUUCAGACAGCUUUACCCUUCAACUUGGCAAAAAGGGGUAUUGUUGAUGGGUCUACCAAAAGAUAGCAAUCUUUCUAUUAGGUGUAAUAACCAUUUUCUUGCUGCAUGGACUAGCAACAUGGUGUAAUUACAGGGUAGGCACUAUCAGUUUGAUGCUGGCAUCAACAUUUUAAUAUCAAAAUCCCAGGUCCCAAAAUAUUAGAUUUGUAACAUAGGCCCUUUUUAAAUGUAUGAUAAUGAAUUUGGUAAUGAAUUCGGCACCAGUCUUGCUUUGUCUUGAGCUUUAAGUGUGUGUGCCCUCAGAUCUCUAAAUAUUUCUACCAUCGGUCACUAUGUUAGAUGCAAAUCAGAAGGAUCAGAAGCAAAAUUGCCCUUGCAUAUGCUUUUGUCUGAUAACAGAAUAAUGCCCAAUGUAAGACAUAUGUUGGCACUGGCAGUUGCAUACAAUGCACAGGCUGAGACUAGUAACCAAUCAGAUAGUUUUAUUUAAUAAAGUGUUUAGUUAUUGUUUUAUUCUUUUAAUUAUCUGGCCUCUGGGAUCUUUUAAUUGUAGAGCCCCUAUGCCGGCACCUCCUGAAGCUCCCUGAUUUGCACAGUUAGGGAGUGGGUAGUGUGGGGCCCUACGUGCUUCCUCCUGCCCUCCCCUCAAUCAGCACGUGAUCCAGUGUGCAAGAAGCAGUACUCUAUGCUCUUAAAACGAGUGCAGAGGCCUCUGGGUACUUGCAGGACACAAUGUACAAAGUGCAUUAAAAUGGCCGAUUGUAGCUUGCAUUGUAGAAGACCCCUAUUGUGUGAAUUUGUAUCUAUAUACAGUAAAAACCACAAAUGCUACCAUAUUGCUAACCUUGACUCAGGCCUUCUUAAUGGAUUUCAAUGAUUUAUUUAUCAUCACUAGAUAAUGGUGAUAUUUUUAAGACAAUAGAGAAUAUUUCAGCAGAGCCAUGUAAUAUGACAAAUUAUUUACAUAUGCAGGAAUAUUCUGGCCACGCGAUGCUAUACCCUCAUCUUACGGUUUAAAGGUGGCCACAGACAUUACAAGUACGAUCUUUCCUGGAAAAGAUCUUUCCUGGAAAGAUUGUCGUUUCAAU
Xenopus laevis (African clawed frog) is the source of this 2555-nucleotide messenger RNA. RefSeq names its product solute carrier family 25 (mitochondrial carrier: glutamate), member 22 L homeolog (gene slc25a22.L). Lineage: Eukaryota; Metazoa; Chordata; Amphibia; Anura; Pipidae. The coding region runs from base 217 to 1170 and encodes 317 amino acids. The transcript has 10 exons. The record is from RefSeq and is a predicted model, not a curated record.